AUGUUACGAACAUCAAACAAUCAUAAACAUAAAUCAAAUGGAUAUUUAAAUAUUCCUUUUAUUUUUUGUGGAUCAUUUAAGACACGAUCAACAAAAACAACAACAAUAAAGGAUCAUCAUCUUUUUUAUUCAAAUGAAAUAGAAUUAGGAUUAUUUAAUUCUCAUCAAACAAAAUUUAAUUAUUAUGCACAAGAAAGUGUUGAUUGUUUUUCACAUUUUGUUCAUUUACCUAAUGUAACAGCAUGUCCAAAUGUGAUGAAUCUUAUAAUUAGUAGUGAAUAUUUACUUUUAUCAGAAUUAAUCGAUAAUGAAUUUCUUAUUCCAAUUUUCAAGCAAAUUAAAAUAAUCGAAUCAAUAACAAAUAAUAUUUAUUUUCCUUUAAAUUGUGCAUCACAAUUUCUUGAACGUUUUCCAUCACUUAGUCAUAUUGAACUUCAAGUGUGCUUAUUUGAUGAUUAUGUACAUCUUAUUGAGAUAUUUAUUAUUCAUUUAACAAAUUUAUCUGAUCUUAACAUUAAUUAUAGACAGGAUACAUUACUCGAUGAUUCUGUUACAUGUGAUUAUCUUAUUAAAAAACGUCGUCAAACAUUUCCUAAUCAUAUUCUCAAUGAACAAAGAAUUAAUGCUAAAAAUAAUGGAAAAACUAUAGAAAUUUGGUUAUUAUGA
Rotaria sp. Silwood1 is the source of this 666-nucleotide messenger RNA. The record is from the annotation of a GenBank genome assembly. Lineage: Eukaryota; Metazoa; Rotifera; Eurotatoria; Philodinida; Philodinidae.